GAUGGGGUGUUUGUAGACUAAAUGUUUUAAUCUUGCACAUCUCACCAGAAAGGAAGUUGGAAAAAAUUAGAAACUUUAUCACUAAAUAGUCUUCAGCACUUGGGCUGUCACCUUUAUGAGGGUAUCCAUCAGAACAAGGAGGACUUUUCCUCCUCUCUUCUCAGCCACCUCUAAUCCACCUAAUCCUUAUCAGGAUUCUGAGGACCUGCUGGCACAGAUAUUGCUGCUUCAUUCAGACAAUAAGAAAAUGGACUUGCUUUACACUACGUAGGUAUGUGUAUAGCAUUGUUUGACUGCCUCACUGCAAAGCUGUUACUUUGACCACUUCCGACCUUAGCAUGGCUAAUAACACGGGACCACCAGCUGCAUCAAAUACAACUAUCAAAAUGAUUGCACCUCAAUCUCUACCCAGUCAACUACUCAACAUAAACAACAGUAAUAACAAUGACGAAAAGAAGGAAAAUCAAGAGAAAGGAGCAAAUGAAAAAGACAAGGAAAAAGAAGGAGACAAGCCUAAAGAAUUAUUUGUCAUUAACCCAGCUGGAAACAUAUAUUACAACUGGCUCUUUAUAAUCACAUUGCCUGUCAUGUACAACUGGACCAUGAUUAUUGCCAGGGCAUGCUUUGAAGAGCUACAGCACAACUACAUCCUGUAUUGGGUUUUACUUGACUACACCUCCGACCUCAUCUAUGUGGCUGAUAUGUUCAUCAGGACCAGAACAGGUUUCCUUGAACAAGGCUUGAUGGUCAAAGACGAGAAGCUACUCCGCGACCGCUACGUCAACAGUUUUCAAUUCCAGAUGGACGUUGUCUCCAUGUUACCCACUGAUAUCCUGUAUUUCUUUCUGGGAUUGGACUACCCUGAGAUUCGCGUGAAUAAACUUCUAAGGAUUGGUCGCAUGAUGGAGUUCUUCAAAAGAACGGAGACUAAAACAAAUUACCCCAACAUUUUUCGUAUUGCAAACUUGAUUAUGUACAUCCUCAUUAUUAUCCACUGGAACGCUUGCUUCUACUUCUCAUUUUCCAAAUCGAUUGGUUUUGGGUCAGAUGAAUGGGUUUACCCAGCUCUAGAUGAUCCAGAGGAGCCUGCUUUUGGCCAGCCGAUGAGGAAAUAUGCUUUCAGCCUCUACUGGUCCACAUUAACCCUGACCACAAUCGGAGAAACUCCACCACCAGCCCUCGAUUCCGAAUUUAUCUUCCAUGUGGUGGACUUCUUAGUUGGGGUGCUCAUCUUUGCCACCAUUGUGGGGAAUAUCGCUACCAUGAUCUCCAACAUGAAUGCUGCCCAAGCCCAAUUUCAGGCUCGAAUUGACAACAUUAAACAGUACAUGCAGGUUCGAAAGGUCAGCAAGGAUCUGGAAUUGCGUGUCAUUAAGUGGUUUGACUACCUGUGGAACAAUGGCAAAGCACAGGACGAGCGGGAGGUGUUGCGGUACCUUCCAGAUAAAUUGAAAGCCGAGAUCGCCAUCCAAGUUCACAUGGAGACACUCAAGAAGGUUCGCAUCUUUUCAGACUGUGAGGCAGGACUGCUGAUUGAGCUCGUUCUCAAACUCCGGCCUCAGGUGUUCAGCCCUGGAGACUACAUAUGCAAAAAGGGCGAUAUCGGUCGUGAGAUGUAUAUCAUCAAGGAUGGAAAACUUGCAGUAGUCGCUGAUGAUGGUAUAACUCAAUUUGUUGUGCUGGGAAGCGGAAGCUAUUUUGGUGAGAUCAGUAUCCUAAAUAUCAAGGGGAGCAAAGCAGGCAACAGGCGGACAGCCAACAUCCGCAGCAUUGGAUACUCAGACCUAUUCUGCCUGUCUAAGGAUGACCUGAUGGAGUCACUGACUGAAUACCCGGAUGCUAAAAGCUUGCUGGAAGAGAAGGGCCGACAAAUCCUGAUGAAAGAUGGCUUGAUUGACUUGGACCCAGCUAACAUCAAGCCAGAGGCCAAAGAGCUGGAAGAGAAAGUCAACAGGUUGUACAGCACCAUGGAUCUGAUGCAAGUUAAACUAAAGAAAAUUCUGGAAAAAUACAAGAAAACUGAUAAGACUCUGUGGCAUCGCAUCAAAGACCUGGAGCGUCUGACAGGGGAAGAGGUAGAAGAUGAUGAAGAGGAAGAAACAGAGUUGAAAAAGGAGGAAAUUCAAAUGGAAAAGGAAAAAAUUGAAGAUAAAGUUACAGUAAAAGAGAUCGAUGGAGAGGAAAAGAAAGAAGAGCGAGAAGAGGAAGAAAAGGCUGAAGAGAAGGAUAUGAAAGAAAAAGACAUACAGAAAGAGGAACACGAAGACAAAAAAUAAGUAAAUCCAAAGUCUACACAAAAGAUCUUUGUCUGUGGGUAGAACAUUGAACACAGGUGCAUUCACAUAUUCAGAACAAAACGACAAAAAAUAGCUGGACUUGUAACCAUGGAAACUAAAUUUAGUGUCUAUGAAUGAAGGCAGCAAUUCUACGGGUGCAGCCAAUGAACAGUUUGAGUGAACUGCCGGUAGUCAACAGUAUAUCAAAGACCCUUAAAUUGCACACUUUUGGGCAGUUAAUCUUUAUCAAUGUAUUUAUAGGAGCAAAGCUCAAAACACUGUUGGAAAGAUUUUAUGUACUCAUAUGGGCAAAUGGAACUGAGUGUUCUUCACUGCACUUAAAGGUAUUAAUCAAUAGAAAAGACACACCAAUAGUUUACAAAUCUUCCCCCUGAAAGGUGGAAAAGCGCUAUAUAAGUAUAACACCAUUUACCAUUUACCAUUUCUUUCAGUAGACCUUUAAUGAACAUAAACAAAUCCCCAGAAUAGAAGUGAUGCAACUCUGUGCGAAUAUCCAUCUUUUGUGUUGGUCCCAAGGCUGCAAUGACUAAAUGCCAUCCACGCUUCUCAUCACAAGUUCUAAUCAAAUGGUGUCUGUGUGGAUUGUCAGUCAUCCAGCUCUAAUCCAAUGAUGGACAAAGACAGCCUAAAACAAAAUCAAAACCAUUUGGGAGAGCUGGCCAGAGCUGAAUGGGUACGCAGUGUUGUUUUUGGCAGCCCUUUUAAUUUUCUCUUUUGGACAAAAAUACUUUAUAGUAGGGCUGUCAAAAUUAUCACGUUAACGGGCAGGAAUUAAUUUUUUAAAUUAAUCAUGUUAAAAUAUUUGACGCGUUUAACGCACAUGCCCUGCUCAAACAGAUUAAAAUGACAGCACAGUGUAGUGUCCACUUGUUACCUGUAUUUUUUUGGUGUUUUGUCGCCCUCUGCUGGCGCUUGAGUGCGACUGAUUUUAUGCGUUUCAGCAUAAUGAGCAUUGGGUAAUUAUUGACAUCAACAAUGGCGAGCUACUAGUUUAUUUUUUUAUUGAAAAUUUUACAAAUUUUAUUAAAACGAAAACACUAAGAGGGGUUUUAAUAUAAAAUUUCUAUAACUUAUACUAACAUUCAUCUUUUAAGAAAUACAAGUCUUUCUAUUCAUGGAUCGCUUUAACGGAAUGUUAAUAAUGUUAAUGCCAUCUUGUUGAUUUAUUGUUAUAAUAAACAAACACAGUACUUAUGUACUGUAUGUUGAAUGUCUAUAUCCGUCUUGUGUCUUAUCUUUCCAUUCCAACAAUAAUUUACAGAAAAAUAUGGCAUAUUUUGUAGAUGGUUUGAAUCGUGAUUAAUUACGAUUAGUUAAUUUUUAAGCUGUAAUUAACUCGAUUAAAAAUUUUAAUCAUUUGACAGCCCUACUUUAUAGUGUUCGUCAUAUUUUAGUCAUUUCAAAAUGUGUUCGUCUUCGUCUAGUUUUAGUCGACAAUUCUCAAAUGUUUUCAUUUAUAAACUUACAAAGUUUUAGUCCAUGAAUAAAUAAAUAAAUAAAUAAAUAAAUAAAUAAAUAAAGGUUUCCAACAAUUUCGAAUGAACAUCAACAGAUGAGCUCAUAAUGGCGUACCGCACGCAGGCUAUUUUUAGACCGUGACGUCGCAUCGUAAAGCGGAAGUAAACCCGAAGUGGGACAUUAUAGACCCGCCCUCGCAUAGACACAAUGCAAUUAGUGCUACUUUUCGCCGGUAAUCUUUCGAAAACGAACAUGCCGAUCACGCAUUGCUUUUUUGGAACGUGUAGAAACGACUCUAGACAUUACAACCAUGAAGGAUGUUUUCUUCAUACGUUUCCGGAAACCAAAAACUCGGGAGGAAAAAAUGUGAAGACCGAAUCAACUUGCGCGGACUUUAACACCAGCUCGGCGAAUCCAUUCACGUUUCGUAAGCAGUAAACAUUAUGUUGGGUUGACAUGGUCUUUCAGAGGACAAAGAGGUAAGCCAUUUUUAUAUUUUUAACUUAUUUUUUUUUAGCGUAACGUUGUGCCGUACUGCUUCUGUCUGACACUGAAUGACCCGAAAAGAAUUACAAUGGUAUCUGACUGCCACUGUUACCGUUUCUGUUAUAUAUAUAUAUAAAAAACAACUUUAGUAAGGCGGAAGUGUAAAUACAUUAUAGGAUUAAGAUGUGUGAAAAAAUUAAAAGUGUUCGUUGGCCGUCACUGAGUAGCAUUUGCGAUCGCUACACAAAGCUAACUAAAUUACCCCCAAGAGCGGUAAGAGACGUAGAACAACUAGAGGAUAUAUAAGAAAGGCAGGGCUGAUGGUAAAGGAUAGCUUGUUGAAACAGGAGAAUGUCACUGUCAGUCGCGUCGAUAAAAAAGUUAAAAGUUAGAUCGGCUCGUUUUUUUCGUCUUUUUCAGCCUUCGACACUAAAGCCAUCUCUUUAACUGAACAUUUUUAUGUUCUUCAACAUCUUUGCCAGUCAAUUUGGCACCAGGCACAUCAUUUUCAGAGAGAAUUGGUAGGUUUGGCUCUGUAAACAUCUCCUUCGUACAUGAUUUCCAUUCAUUUCCUAUUAGGGACAAACGGUGGCUUGUCCUUACUUAGCAACAGUAGCUAAUGUCAUGAAUAUUAAUGAGCGGAAGUGACGUGUUGCUUGCGGUACGCCAUUGUAGAUUCUACAGGGACAGCAACAUCUUCAUGAUAAUAAUAAACACUCAGAAGGAAAACAGCACAUUAUUUGCAAAUACAUUAACUCGCCUGGGCGACAUGGAGUGUAUGUACAGUGUAUUACAAAAGUACACCCCUCGCAUUUCUGCAGAUAUUUAAGUAUACCUUUUCAGGGGACAAC
Molecule: messenger RNA, 5092 nt
Organism: Corythoichthys intestinalis (scribbled pipefish)
Lineage: Eukaryota; Metazoa; Chordata; Actinopteri; Syngnathiformes; Syngnathidae
Gene: cnga1a
Product: cyclic nucleotide gated channel subunit alpha 1a
Exons: 9
Coding region: 339-2276 (645 amino acids)
Biological process (GO): monoatomic cation transmembrane transport; potassium ion transport
Cellular component (GO): intracellular cyclic nucleotide activated cation channel complex; plasma membrane
Molecular function (GO): intracellularly cAMP-activated cation channel activity; voltage-gated potassium channel activity; protein-containing complex binding
Source: RefSeq, a predicted model, not a curated record